Molecule: messenger RNA, 6244 nt
Organism: Hyalella azteca
Lineage: Eukaryota; Metazoa; Arthropoda; Malacostraca; Amphipoda; Hyalellidae
Product: phospholipid-transporting ATPase ABCA1
Exons: 32
Coding region: 1-5361 (1786 amino acids)
Biological process (GO): lipid transport; transmembrane transport
Cellular component (GO): intracellular membrane-bounded organelle; membrane
Molecular function (GO): ATP binding; ATP hydrolysis activity; ABC-type transporter activity
Source: RefSeq, a predicted model, not a curated record
AUGGGAAACACUAAAACGCUGAAUGAUAGUGCCAAUAAGAACAGUGCUGAUCAGAAAUGGUAUUCAAAAUUAAGGCUUCUCAUUUGGAAGAAUUUUUUGCUCCGCAAGCGCCACUGGAUCCUGACGAUCUUUGAAGUGCUCCUGCCGACGCUGCUGUUCGCUCUGCUCGUGUCCAUCCGAGUGCUGCCAGACUCUAUUUUCACGCCUACAUUUAUCAAUGAGACCUCAAGGUUUCCGGCUGUGAAAGAAAAUGACCUCAGAGCUUCGUUCUGCCUCAAUUCUGGAGGCGAGUUCUUGCUCAACAACACGUGCAGCUACGCGCGCUUUGGGCUCUUUGUCAACAGGAAGAUUUUGUGGGGUCCUAACAGCAGCUUCACCAGCGCCCUCAUCCAGCGCAUCCAGGCGGACCUCAACUUCUACGAUGAAGAUUUGCUCGUCGUCGAGAGCAACGACGACCUGAAUAAUAGGAUUGGUAGUCUUUACCUGCAAUCGAACGGCUCCGGCACUGCGUUCUUCAUUGGGAUUUUCUUCAAUGGAGUUGAUAAAAACACCGUAAAUCCUCCCGAGAACCUCAAUUAUGACCUCAGAUUCCAGAAGUAUUGGUUCACGGACCUGGAGUAUCCAUAUCUGCAGAUUCCCGGACCCAGAAACUAUACAAGUAAUUACGAAUACUUGGGCAGCUACGCAACUGGCGGGUUUUCUCUCGUUCAAACGAUCGUCGACCGUCAUUACACAUCCAUGCUCGCCGGCGACAAUUCCAUCGCUUCAUUGUUCAUGUUGGAGACUCAGAUGUACCCGUACCCACCGUACGUGCAAGACAACGCCAUGAGUCAGUUCUACGGGUCAUCCUUGCCUACAUUCGUCGUCCUGUCCCUUAUCCUGCUGUCGCCCACUCUCAUCAAGAGCAUCGUCCACGAGAAGGAGACUGGCGUCAGGGAGCUUGUGCGCCUCAUGGGCCUGGAGGGCUGGUUGGUUUGGCUCGGAUGGUUCCUCCACGGCUUCAUUACCAUCGUCCUCAUCACCAUCAUCAUGACCUUCUUCCUGAAAGUUGAAAUCACACCGUCCAGCGAGAUCGACAAAGGAGUCUUCCCGCCCAUCUUGAUCUACUCGAAUUGGUUCUUCGUAUGGUUCCUGCUCUUCCUCUACGGCAUCUCCUCCAUUGCUUUCUGUUUUGCUAUCUCCUGUUUCUUCAACAGGCCGACUCUGGCAACGACGAUCGGCAUCCUGGCGUGGCUGCUGAGCUACAGCCUGCCCAGGACGUUCAUGUACGCGCAGUACGACAGCAUGGGCCUCGCUCCUAAAAUUGUUUCCUGCCUCCUGCCCAACAUGGCGCUAACUUGGGCCUUCCGCGUCAUCGCCAUGUUCGAGGGAAGAGCGGUGGGAGUUCAGUGGAACAACUUGUGGGACACGGGCAACCCUCGUGAUGAGCUGACGCCAGGCAUGAUCCUCAUCAUGCUCGCCGUCGACAUCCUCAUCUACUUCAUAAUUACCUGGUACUUCGACCAGGUCCUGCCUGGUACUUACGGCGUGCCUCAACCAUGGACAUUCCCAUUCAGGGCCUCGUACUGGUGUCCCAGCAGAGCGAGUGGCAGGCGCUGGGACGAAGACUAUGAGCUCGGCGCGGGCAAAUCCAGCAGCUCGAACUUUGAGAAGGAACCUGUGGGCAUGAAGGCUGGUAUCGUCAUCAAGAACUUGAGAAAGGAGUUCCCGGCUCUGGGAGGAGGCAUUAAAGUGGCCGUAAAGGACGUAAACCUGAGCUGCUAUGAAGGACAAUGCACUGUCCUCCUCGGCCACAACGGCGCUGGCAAGACCACCACCAUGUCCGUCAUCACGGGCGUUUACACUGCAAGCGGAGGCACGGCUGAGAUCCAAGGCUACGACAUCACCAGCAACCUGAAGCAGGCGCGGGCGCAGGUUGGCCUGUGUCCCCAGCACAACACCCUCUUCGCCGACCUCUCCGUCAAGCAACACCUCCUCUUCUUCGCUCAACUAAAGGGAUGCUCUAAAUCUGAAGCCUCCCGAGAAGCCAAGGAGCUCAUGCAGCGCAUGCAGCUUACGGAGAAGAUGGACCAGUACGGCAACCAGCUGUCGGGUGGCAUGAAGAGGAAGUUGUGUCUCUGCAUCGCCUUGGUUGGAGGCAGUAAGAUCGUGAUUCUAGAUGAACCGAGCUCUGGUCUGGAUCCAGAGUCCCGUCGCUGGGUCUGGAACGUCAUCCAGACAGAACGUAAGUCCAGGACGGUGCUGGUGACCACGCACCACAUGGAGGAGGCUGACGUGCUGGGGGACAGGAUAGCUAUCAUGGCAGAGGGAGAAGUCGUCUGCUCUGGCUCAACUCUUUUCCUUAAGCGACGAUUUGGUGACGGCUACAGUCUACGCGUGUUGCCAAGAAAGAGUUGCGAUAUCCACAUGGUUACGACGACCAUCAAGACGAUCAUGCCAGAGGCCACGCUAACCACAACCACAGAAGAAGAGCUGCUCUACAGUUUGUCUGGCAACUCGGACAGCUUCGCAAGGCUGCUCGAGACUUUAAGCGCCAGAAAGGACUACCUCAAAAUCAAUCAUGUGGGACUUUCGAUAACCAGCAUGGAACAAGUCUUCCUUAAAGUUGGCGAAGUCCUUCACUCCUCGGCACCAUCAGGAUCGCAGCACAGCAUCGCCAGCACCGACAAGGGCGUCAACAACAGAUCCUUCACUAUGCCUUCAAACACACCACUAACAACUCCUGCAACCUUCACUAACGGACACGCCGCUAAACCCGACAGAUAUGCUGUCAACAGCCAGACUCUAAUGAGCGUGAGGGCCUCUGGCAACGCGUUGCUGUGGGAGCGACUGAAGGCGCUGUGGAAGAAACACGUGAUCUACACGCGAAGGAAAUGGGUUCUGCUCUUGACUCAGGGUUUGGUGCCAGUGCUGGUGACGCUGAUGUGUCUCUUGGUUGACGCAGCUUAUUUCGGAGACAACGCCGCAGAGCCGCCCAGGGAGCUCACCCUUGACAUGUUCGAAUGGUCGCAAUCGUACGUCCAGAGCGAUGACAGUUACCUCACCAGCUGCUAUGUCGAUCAGUUCUAUGGUCCGUAUCGAGUUAACGUUACGGAUGACGUCAUCGAAGAACUCUUGGCUGAAGGCAAUCGAGACGUUUUCCACUACAGAGAAAAUGACGUGACAUCGGCGAUGUUCUACAAUGGUGGAAGCGACAAGAAAGUUCACACUCGAAUGCUCUACCAGUCCAUUCCUUACCACGCUCCUGGAGUUGGCAUCAAUCUCAUAAGCAAUGCCAUCCUGCAGGGCGCCACCAACUCCAGCGACCACACCAUCACCACAUCCAACUACCCACUACCUCUUGAUGAACGGUACCGCUUGGAAGACGGGUCUCAGUCGGGGGGAAGUGCGUUCAUAUACUCUCUCAUGAUGCCUACAGCAAUGGCCUUCCUGUCAGCGUCCUUCCUCAUCUUCCCUCUGCAGGAACGCGAGUCUAAAGCCAAACAGAUCCAAUUGAUGACAGGCACAUCAUCCACGGCGCUGUGGUUCACCACCUUCACCUGGGACAUGUUGUCGUACACGGCCUCCAUCCUCAUCAUGUUCGCUCUGUUCAUGAUCAUUGACGCACAAGGGAACUUCACCCUCCAAGGAGCACCAGUUGCGCUGAUCUUACUAAUGCUGCUGUACGGCUGGAGUGCCCUGCCGAUGGCUUAUCUCUUCAGCUUCCCCUUCUCAUCAGCUGCCUCAGGCUUCGCCAUUCUUGCUCUCUUCAACAUCGUCGCCGGCAUGGUCGUGAGCAUCGCUACGUACGCCUUGGACUAUUCAGAGCAGCCCGGCCUGAUGACGCUCAGCGACGUGCUGAGCAGCGUAUUCUCUCUGAUACCCUCGUACCCAGUCUCUCAGGGGUUCCUGAACCUGGUGCAGAUGAGCUCGUACAACACUCAGUGCGACAUUGUAGACCCCAGCCUCGUGGAUGAGCUCUGCAAGAAACUCAUCUUCGUCGACCCGACGUCGCUCUUCCUGCCGUGUUGUCCCAUGUGUGACCAGCUGCCGGGCGACCGCGUCUGCUUCCAGCCGUUGUCGUACCUUCAGUGGGAAGCGCCUGGCAUGGGCAAGGCACUCACAUGGCUCGCUGCCGACGGCAUCAUCUUCAUAAUCAUUAUCGCUCUCAUUGAGAUCGGAAUCGGAGAUAAGAUCAGUACCUAUUGGGCAAAGCUCUGGCGCGCAAUCCGCAAGCCGAAGCAGGGCUGGAUGUACGUGGUGCCUGAGGAUGAAGACGUCAUGGAAGAGGCUCGACUUGCUGAAGCCCUAAUGAGAGAUGAAAAUCCAGACGCGUCGUUGGUCGUGCGCGGUCUGACGAAAGUAUUUCCCGCCGUUGGUCUCACGGCCGUCAACAACAUCAGCUUCAAAGUGAACGUGGGCGAAUGUUUUGGACUUUUGGGCGUCAACGGGGCUGGAAAAACUACAACCUUCAGGAUGCUAACAGGAGAUGAAACUCCAACGGCUGGCGACGCAAGAAUUGGCAAAUAUUUUCUCUCCGCUGGGAGAAGAAAGUUCGUACGCGAGAUAGGCUACUGCCCUCAGUUCGACGCCAUCUUGGAUGAGCUGACUGGAGAUGAAAUGCUAGAUCUGAUGGCUGGCUUACGGGGCGUUCCACAGGCCGCACGUAAACUGAUGAUAGAAGAAUUUGUUGAAUUAGUGGACCUCACUGAGUGUCACAAACGUCAAACUUCCACGUAUUCUGGUGGCAACAAACGAAAGCUCAGCACAGCCAUGGCGCUGGUCGGAGGUCCUUCCUUAGUCUUCCUAGACGAGCCUACAACAGGUGUGGACCCCGCAUCCCGUCGUCGGGUGUGGUCGGCUAUCCGCACGGCGCGGUCGCGCGGCCAGUCCAUCAUCCUAACCUCGCACUCGAUGGACGAAUGCGAGGCGCUCUGCUCCAGACUCGUGAUCCUGGUGCGCGGACAACUGCGCUGCGCCGGCACCCCAGCGCACCUCAAGGCCAAGUUCAGUCAGGGCUACAGCCUGCAGGUGAAGCUCAGCCCCGGCGACGAGCGUCUCACUGAGGAGGCGUUCAGCGCCGCGCUACGCCGCCUCAUGGCCGUCAUCGACCGAGAGUUCCCGGGCUCAGUCUUAACGGAUCAGCACCGCGGUAUGUUGUCGUACAUGGUAACGCCAGACGUAACUUGGGCUCAUCUCCUCAGCGUCAUGGAGCGACUAAAGAACGGAGACGGCGCAGAGAACAUGUCACUGGUGGAAGACUACGCUGCCACUGAUCCAUCACUGGAACAAGUGUUCCUUGCCUUUGCCAGAGAAGCUGAUGAGGCGACCGCCAACAGCACUACGUCAAAAGGAGCGCCUGACAAAAUAACACAUUUUUGAUCAGGUCAUGAGGUCGCAAUGUUACGUGAAUUUAGAUAAUUUGUGCAGCUAAUUAAUUUCAGGUAUUCUUUUGAGUUCACAAAAAGUUUCCUCGAUGAGUCUUACGAACACAGAGAGAAGAAAACUCAUUUGGAAUUAAAUUGUUGCAGGAUUCUUGACUUGCUCUUAAGCAAAUGUCUUUUCUGUAACAAAUAACCCACGAAUUACCGUUUUUUUUUUUAAGUUAGAAAGUUGAACCAUACUCAACGAAUAGUUAGCAGCAUGACCGAUUUGAGUGAGGUUCAAAUAUUACCUGCCGUUUGCACGGAAACUUCUGAUUCAACUGGACUGGAACAAUAAACCGAAAUGCACCAACAACUUCAAGAAAAGUCAAAUCUCGCCAUCGGUGCGAGGUAAAUUUAGUUCAUAUUCAAAUUUUAGGUCAAUUUGCUCAACUUAAACCUAUGCGAAUUUGGUCGCAGCUGUCACGCAAUCACAAGUAGGUUUUUUAAGUAGAAAUGGUUACCGAGCCGACGAUUCUUUUCAGAAAUUUUUGAAUUAAUUUCGACUUUUGGAAGGUCUGUCACAAGGAUCUUAUUUUUAUUUAUUUAUAUAUUUAUUUCGGUUUGCCGAACAAUUUUAAAUUUUAGUAUAACAUCGUAUGGUUGUAUAUAGUAUAGCAUCCUGGUACUGAGUUCUCAUAGUUCCUAUUAGAUAGCACAUAUAGAGACAGGCUGAUAGGUAAGGCCAUAUAGUGCAGAACUGAGGUCACAAGUACGGUAAUACCUCUGAGUAAUGAUCUCAAUAAUAUCAUGGGGAUAAUAAAUGAGUAGGCUUCGAUUUUAUAAUCGCAACAAUGUACCUGGAGCCAAGCUUGUAAUUAUUAAACAACUCUCAUACAACG